Messenger RNA from Larimichthys crocea (large yellow croaker), 2806 nucleotides. It is a transcript of the gene nptx2b, whose product is annotated as neuronal pentraxin IIb. The transcript has 5 exons. The coding region runs from base 253 to 1587 and encodes 444 amino acids. Lineage: Eukaryota; Metazoa; Chordata; Actinopteri; Sciaenidae. The record is from RefSeq and is a predicted model, not a curated record.
UGUUGUGCCAGGAAUAGUUCCUUUAACACAAGCCACAUUAACCGGGCUUACAGUGACCGAGUCACCCCUGAUCGGAUUUUCUGCUCAGAAUUUUCUCGGUUUUGUUGGUUAGACAUGGCGUUACUUUGUAGAAGUAGAUAUACGUGAUGUUGUUUGGGGUAGACCUAUUUUGGGAACACUUUUACGCACUAAAGAGUGGAUUUCGUUAAAGAGUUCGUGUUUUGCUUUUCACUUUUCCCUUGACUUUAUUUAAUGGUAAACGCCGUCGUUAUGUUUUCACUCUUGUAUGGAUUGUUAUGUUUUUGUGCGUUGGGCUGCGGUCAACUAGCAAUUGGACAACCGGACGAUGGAAAGCGUUACAUCUGCCGGGCAGUACCCAUCAGCGGCGAUGUCAGUUGCCCCGUGACACUGCUACCCGAGCUAAACACCGGGAGCCAGGAAGAGGAGCUCCGGAAUACUGUCAUGCAGCUUCGAGAGACAAUUUUACUUCAGAAAGAAAAUAUUUCCAAACAGCUUGGCACCAUCAACGAGCUAACCAACAAGCUGUCCCUGUGCGCCUCAGCCACAGACGAUAAGAAGUACGAGAAGGGGGGUUCGUGGGGAAAAGAAAAGCAGAACACAAUGGGGGAUGUUCCCAGAGAUCCAAAUGACACCAUCGACAGCCUUGGAAAAACCAUGCAGGGGCUCAAGGACCGGUUGGAGAACUUGGAGCAACAACAAAUGCGGGCCAACGUAUCGGGCACCUCGUUCCCCAGUGAGCUCCGCGACCUCCUGCAGCGUCGGUUAGGGGAGCUGGAGAAACAGCUCCUAAAGAAAGUCAGCAACCUGGAGGAGGAGAAGAGCAUGCUGUCCAACGCCACGGCCGCCUAUAGGCUGAAGACCGAGAGCACGCUGAACGCUCUGGUGGAGAGGAUCAGUGAGCUGGAGAAAGGUGGAGGAGACUUCUUAUCCCCAGAACAGUUCAAGCUUUCCCUUCCACAGCGGACAAACUACCUGUACGGCCGCAUCACUAAGAGCCUGCCAGAGAUGUAUGCCUUCACACUCUGCAUGUGGAUCAAGUCCAGCGCCAGUCCUGGCAUAGGGACGCCCUUCUCUUAUGGUGUACCAGGGCAGGCGAAUGAGAUUGUGCUGAUCGAAUGGGGAAAUAACCCAAUAGAGCUGCUCAUCAAUGACAAGGUUGCCCAGUUGCCAUUGGAGGUACGUGAUGGAAGGUGGCACCACAUCUGCGUCUCCUGGACCACGCGGGAUGGUCAGUGGGAGGCUUAUCAAGAUGGUGGGAAGCUGGGAACUGGUGACAAUCUGGCAGCCUGGCACCCCAUCAAACCCGGGGGAGUCAUCAUCCUCGGACAGGAGCAGGACGUGGUGGGUGGGCGCUUUGAUGCCGGACAGGCUUUUGUGGGCGAGCUGAGUCAAGUGAACAUUUGGGACCGAGUUCUUAAGCCGGUCGAGGUGCAGUCUAUGGCUAACUGCAGUUCUUAUAUGCCUGGAAAUGUGAUCUCCUGGCUUGCAAGCAAUGUUGAAGUAUUCGGGAGGGGUGCGUUCAAGCGUCCCUUGGAGAUGUGUCAGGAGCGACUGCCCAAUGCUUAAAACUCAUCUGUCUGCCUCUCUUUAGAUUUCCAUCCAUUCAGUACUUUUUUAAUUGCUUAUGGACUCUGUGUUAUACAUUGAUUGUUUUAUAUCAUUUGCUUAGAGAGAUAUUUGUGAUUUGUGAUACAGAUGGGAUCUCCUAAAUUGAAAUGCACUCACAUGACGUAACAUUUGGACAAUCUGUAGCAGUGAAUGUGUGUUCAAAUUGUCAUGUGGAGGCUCAACACCUUCACUGACUAAUGGCAAUCAGACAGCUAUGUCCUUCAAUACACCCGCAACCAUGGUUAAAGGUUCCCUCAGGUUUUGCUGCUAAGACACACCCCCAUCCCCACACACCCUUCUCUCCACUCUCAAAAGCUUGAAAGAAGUAAGGGAAGUCCACUCUAGCCCGGCACAGACUCACGCAUACUGCUACUACUACAAAUACACCAAGGUCCAGACUAACUGGCAGUUUGCAGUUGACAUGUGACUUGGAGUUGCGUGCUGUGUGGGAGUAAGUAGCAGGAAAGAUUAAAGGUCUGGCUAAUGUUGUGUCUAUUACUUAACUAGGGAACAGGCUUAGAGCCAACAUCAAUCAAACUUCAGACCCUGACAUGUUUGGUCAUUUUUAAGGGGAACAUAACCGGUAAAGUACAAUUUGGCACUUUAUGAGUCAUGUGGUACUAGCUGGUAGGAGCAUGUGACUUAUUUCAAGUAUGCUUAUUUCUCUGGUAGAAAUACUGUUGAUUUAGUUUUUCAGUUUACAUACGAGUAAAAAUUCUUAUUCUUGGCAUGCAUAACUGAUACCAGUGAUACUAGUGAGUCUAUCACAGUGCUUUUUUCCCCUUGCCUUUUCCAUUUGAACAAAACCUGUUUAAAUGGUGAAUCAUGUUGAAAAUAUAUUCAUAGCGUCAAUGUUGUGAAAUAUUUUUUUAUCCGUGAUUUGUAAUAUUGUUGCAGUGGAUUGUCUAAGCAAGCAUUCAACAAAAAAAAAUUAACAGACCUAUCAAAAUGCUCAAAAUUGUAUUUAAAAUGUAUGAUAAUCGUUUGUAUAUGUAACCUAAUUUUUCAUUAUUUAGUAUCUGUAUCCAGAAAAAAAAUAUUUUUUUUAAUGUAAUUUCUGAUUUUAGCACACGUAUAAGUCAUUGUCUAUCUUGUCUCUUGGCCUUCUUAUGGAGAAUUAAGUGCCAUUAAAUGUUUUCUAAAUGUUGUAAAUUAUUUACUUUGCCAAUAAAUGAAA